UGACAGUGUGGCACGCGGAGCCGUCAAGUUGUCGCGCAACUUCGCUUCACGUGUCAAACACGUCGGCGGCGAUACAGCUGAUCGAACGCCGGAUCGGUCUUCCCUCGUCGCUGCACGUCUUUUCGUCACUUCGCUUCGGGAGAGACAGGAAUCCGGACCGCGAGGGGAACCUCCGAGGAUGGCACCAAAGCAGAGGAUGCGUAUUGCCAAUGAGAAGGCGACGAAGAACAUCACCUUACGCGGAAACGUCCCCAAGUCGUCGAAAUCGCAAGAAGAGAGCUCUCCGGUUGGUCCUUGGCUCCUAGCUUUAUUCCUCUUCGUUGUUUGUGGAUCUGCCGUAUUUCAAAUCAUCCAAAGUAUCAGAAUGGCUUGAAAACGAGGAGGAAGGAAGAUGCUACUGUCACUCUUAACUCAACAUACCGUUUACAACUCAUCGCUACCCAGAAGAGAGAUUGGCGAAUCGUUUUAACAUAUUUAUAAAGGAAGAAGAGAGUCAUAGGAUACUACAAAUCGUCUUCUCGUAAUAGUAAAAUUUUGACAGUAGCUGGAAAAUUAUGUUUCAUUUCACAGAAGCUCAAAGAUUUAUUUAUAACAUUUAGCAUUUAUAAGCGUUUAAAUUAAUUGCGGCUCCACAUAGACGAAAGAUUUCGAGUAAAAUAAAGAAAGGUUUCUAAUAUAAUAAAGGAAAUCUGAUUAAUCAAAAAUCGAUAAAAAAAAUAAAUAUCUGUUUAUAUUUGAUUUUUUACUAGAAUCUAAACAUUAACGUUUGUCAAAUACUUUUUAUAUUCUGCCCCCUUGUCAAUGUUUAUUCUUUCGUCUAUGUGUAUGUAGUAAAUAAUUGUAUAUACAGGAUUUAUUAUGCGGAUUUCUCCUUCAGGUCUGUCGAAUUAGCACACAGACUUCGUUUAAUUUGACAGACCUGUCCUAAAGCAUUCCACUGUGAACAGUUGGUAGGCUUUCCGUUGUUAUAAUGGCCUUUGUACGAGAUGCUUUAUGCAUUAUUGAUGCAUUGAGGGGGUCAUUAUAUACCUAUACAAAAUAUAUAUUAUAAUACACAUACA
Nylanderia fulva is the source of this 1061-nucleotide messenger RNA. Its product is annotated as stress-associated endoplasmic reticulum protein 2. Gene Ontology annotation, biological process: endoplasmic reticulum unfolded protein response. The record is from RefSeq and is a predicted model, not a curated record. Gene Ontology annotation, cellular component: endoplasmic reticulum. Lineage: Eukaryota; Metazoa; Arthropoda; Insecta; Hymenoptera; Formicidae.